AUGUUUAUACCUGGGUCAACUCCUACUAAUACAAAUUUAUCGACAACAACAGCAAUGAAUAAUAAUCUUCAUCACCAACAAUAUCUUUUUGAUAGUCUAAAAGAUCAUCGUUCAAAUAAAUUAUCGUCAUCAUCAUCAAUGUCACGAAAAACAUCAUCAACACCAAAUUUUUCACUUGAUCCUGAUUUAUUACGUGAAUUGAAUGCUCGAUAUUUACAUGAUAUAAGUUCAACACGAACAACAAAUACAACAAAUUCACCGAUUGAAAGUAAUGGAUUUCCAACAUUUCUUUUACCACCAUUUCUUCGAGCUGAACAUUAUCAUCAACAUACACAUACCCAUGAACAUAAUUUAAAUAUUUUAGCACCUGCUAAUAAUGCAUCAUUAAAUGGAAAUCUUAAUAAUUCGAUGUUAGAUAAAUUAUCGAAAUCAGACAAUAGUCUUUCACCAUUUUUACGUACAACAACUGUUAAUAAUUUUUCACCAGCAACAUUGCUACCACCACAUCCACCUGUAUUUCCAUCAUUCACUUCAGCUAAUAAUUCAACAGCAACUGUUAAUCAUAAUCACAACAACAACAACAACAACAACAACAACAACAACAACAGCAAUAACAGCAAUAAUCAUAAUAAUAAUAUUAAUAAUUCAACAAAGGAAACUUCAUCAUCUCCAUCUAAGAAAUCUGCUAAAUGGUGUGCAGCACAUGUUCGAAUAUCUUGGAUGAUUUAUCAUCAACAACAACGGUCGAAAGAUAAAUCAUCUCCAUCGGAUAAUAAAAAAGAUGAUGAACAACAUCAACAUCAACAUCAACAACCAUCAUUAAAUAAUAAAUUACCCGAUCUUAUUUCGAAUACAAAACCUCUUUUCCUACCAACACCAACCAGUGAUUUAUCUCUUCCAAUAGCUUCAACAUAUUCAACUUCACAUUUACUGCCACCAUCAUUUAGUUAUCGAUCACCAUUUGAUUUCACUGGUGUAAAUAAUGGGCCAUUAGGCCGUUUACCCCCAUCGUCAAGUAGUGCAUUUGGUGGUCUUGGUUCUUUGUUUCCACCACCUCCACCAACAUCAGCAUCGUCCUCGAUAAUUGAUCGAAAAUCAGAUAUAAAUGGAUCCGUAGCAGCAGCUGCUGCACUUGGUCUUGAUUGGUCAAGAUUUCAUCGGGGAAUAGGGUCAUCAUCAUUGAUUUCACCUUUAAUGCCACUUUCAUCAACAAAUGAUAAUUUAUCAUUGAAAAAACUGGAUGAAACAAAUAAUAGUAAUCAUGAAAAUAGAAAACGUUCUUCAUCUGUACUUAAUAAUGAUGACGAUCGUCGUAAUUCUCAUCAUCAUCUAAUGCUUCCGCCAUCACAUUUAACAAAUAAUAAUUAUUCAUCAUCAUCAUCAGCAGCAGCAAAUCGUUCUCGCUCACGUUCUCCACAUCCUUCAUUACAUCAUCACUCAUCAUCAUCAUCAUCAUCUAGUCUUUUGAAUAAAAAUUCUACUAACUCUUCUUCUUCUUCACCACCAUCAUCAUCAUCAUCAUCACAUUUAUCAUCAUCUUCACGUAAACGAAAUUCGCCAAAUAUGAAAUCAAAUCUAUCAGACAAUUCUAAAAAUUCUUCACAUCCUCCUCUGCCUCUACCAUCAUCACUACCUCCAGCUGGUUUACCUCCAAUGUCUUUACCACCCACAUUUGGUUCUUUUGAUCCUUUGACAUUAUCAAUUAUUGAACGACAACGUUUAUCAGCUGCAUAUGCAUCAUUAUUUGCUGUUGCUCCUCAACCGAAUAAUUACUUUCCAGGGAAUAUUGAUCCAACGACAUUUCGUAAUAAUGGCUCAUCGAAUAUUUUUUCUAAUGUUGAUUCAUCAGCUAUGACUGCUGCGUUAAUGCAACGUGAACAUUUUCUUAAUUCGUUACGUCAACAACAAGAACAAACUAUUGAACGUGAACGUGCUGCUGUUGCAUCAAUCAAUAAAGUAUCAAAAUCUUUAACAAGUAAUGGAUUAAAAACUGAACAAACAUCACCAAAAACUAACUCAGAAGAAACAUCAGGGAUAAGUCCUAAACUUGGAACAUCACCUGGAUCUCAAUCUACGAUUUCAUCGUCAUCUGAAUCAUCGAAAAAAUUGAAACACGUUAAACGUGAAAAAGAAUCACCAUCGCUAAUUGUUCCUUCAGCGACGACUGCAAAUACUGAAACUAUAUUAAAAGAAGAAUCAAAUGUUGAAUUAACUCCUUCAUUUUCGACUACAGCAUAA
Rotaria socialis is the source of this 2238-nucleotide messenger RNA. The record is from the annotation of a GenBank genome assembly. NCBI's taxonomy places the organism in Eukaryota, Metazoa, Rotifera, Eurotatoria, Philodinida, Philodinidae.